Protopolystoma xenopodis is the source of this 573-nucleotide messenger RNA. Lineage: Eukaryota; Metazoa; Platyhelminthes; Monogenea; Polystomatidea; Polystomatidae. The record is from the annotation of a GenBank genome assembly.
AUGUUCAACUAUAUCUUAAAGCGACUCCAUGCAAAUUCGAGUGCUUCUCCCUCUUGCCUACGGUCACAUGGAGGCCUCACAACUUGUAGUUCUGAUUGCCGAUUGGUGGGGCGUGUCGGAGGAGGCUUGCCCUCACAGAAGGAAGGAAUCGUCUGCUACAACUCAACAGCACCGAAAUUCCACGCGCAACCGCUGGGCUGUCUAGCGUCCAUCUGCCCAAGAUCAUUAGUAGGCCUUGGGAUUUCCCCCACCCCUCCCCCCCACGUCACCCUUUCUCAAGGAGGCCGUGACAACCAGACUAAUGAGAGAAAUGAAUUACACGCAAAUGGACAAGAAAAUGUGGGUCAGGCUCUCCGUCCGGACAACUCAACUUAUCCUCAAGACCACUGUUGCACUCAUUACGGACGUGAUGAUGAAAAUAAGGAUUUUGCUCAUCUUAAUGUUGCUGCUGCUGCUACUGGUGAUGAUGAUGAUAAUGAUAAUGAUAACGAUGAUGAUGGUGAUGGUGAUGAUGAUGAUACUAGCCACGAUGAUACGAGUGCAGAUUUUGUUUCAGCAUCACGUGAUAAGUAA